Molecule: messenger RNA, 1794 nt
Organism: Clarias gariepinus (North African catfish)
Lineage: Eukaryota; Metazoa; Chordata; Actinopteri; Siluriformes; Clariidae
Gene: gpr63
Product: G protein-coupled receptor 63
Exons: 2
Coding region: 250-1392 (380 amino acids)
Biological process (GO): G protein-coupled receptor signaling pathway
Cellular component (GO): membrane
Molecular function (GO): G protein-coupled receptor activity
Source: RefSeq, a predicted model, not a curated record
UUCAUCUGUUACUCUGGUUUCUGCGCGCGGUUAUAGAGUCCGUGUGUGUGUGUGUGUGUGUGUGUUCAGCUCGAUGUGACUCUGCUUCUCAUCACCACAGUCACUUCCUGUUAGCUGAUAUGUUUCGGUGUUGGAUGACAAACCGGCGGUUGCCAUGGUGUCCAGAACGCCGCAGGAAUGCUUUUUGCUGUUGCUAGCGACUGACUCGGCCUGCUCCGCCCACGUGCUGCCGUGAGCCAAUCAGACUCAAUGGAGAACUCCUCCUACUGGUCACAGUGGGGGAACAGCAACUCGUUGGUGCUCAGGACCCUCUGGGUAACACCCACAGCACAGGUAACCCAGCAGGCAGUGGUGCAGGAGGCGGGGCAGGGUGCUGGUGGGCGUGUCCUGAGCGUGCCCCUGCAGGUGGUCUUCAGCGUGCUGAUAGUGUGCGUGUUGUUGUUGGCACUGUGUGGGAACGCGGUGGUGUGUGUGAUGGUGUACCGCCGCGCCGCCAUGCGCUCCGCCAUCAACUUCCUGCUAGCCAACCUCGCCUUCGCCGACAUGACGCUGGCGGUCACCGCCGUGCCCUUCGACCUUGUCACUGUGGUGACAACACAGUGGCCGUUUAGUGCCACUCUCUGCCGGGCGUCGGCCAUGUUCUUAUGGCUGUGCGUGUCAGUGGGCGUGGCUAUGCUGCUGGCGAUCAGCGUCGAUCGUUUCCUGAUCAUCGUGCGGAGACAGGACCGCCUCACGCCACACCGUGCCAAGAUCCUCAUCUCUGCCUCCUGGAUUGUCGCCUUCUUCCUGUCUUUCCCGCUGUUUCUCGAAUAUCCAUCGCAGCAGGUACCCCCCAGUGCACCGCAGUGCGUGCUUAGCUACUCCACCGAGGCCAGUUACCAUGGAUACGUGGUGAUCCUGGCCCUACUGAGCUUCUUCGUGCCGUUUGCCGUGAUGGCGUGCGCCUUUCUCGCGAUCCUGAGCUCCAUCAGGCACAACGUGCUUCGGAUCCGCUGUGACUCUGCCCUUUCCUUGUCUAAGCCCCACCCCCUUCACCUAAGCGUGGAUGUUGGCUUUAAGACACGAGCCUUCUUCACCAUCCUGCUGCUGUUUGUGCUGGCGUUCGCCUCACUGGCGCCCCUGGUGGUGUUCAGCCUGUGCGCAGCGUUCAGCAGUGCCGUGUAUAAUGGGCCGGAGUUUUUCCAGUUGAGUACCUGGCUACUGAUCCUCAGCUUCCUGCGCCCCGCCCUCAACCCCCUCAUAUACUACUGCCGCAUCAGGAAGUUCCGCCACGCCUGUGCACGCUGGGUGCCCUUCCUCUGCAGGCUCCGCCCACCUCUGCCCCGCCAGGCCCAGCGCAAAAUGAGGCCUAGCGUCGUGUACGCCUGCAGUGACGAUCGCUCCAGCAUCUAACACACACACACACACCAAAUACACCUUUAAUGUGCCUGUAAUUCAUUUCUGAUGUGUGUGUAUGUUAGACUGUGUGUAAUUUGUAAAAAAAAAGUCCAGAUUUCAUUUCUAAAAUCAUGUUUGUGUUUCCUCACACUGUGCUGCAUUUCUCUCUCUCUCACACACACACACACACACACACAUUUGGGUGAUUUGUGUUUCAGAUUAAGGUGUAAAUAUUUUGCGGAUGUGGACGUUAAGGAAUAUAGGUUCCCCCUGACUGUUGAUGAUGUCAUAAGGGGCUAAAAAACAACUGAUCAAUCAGCAGCUUUGUUUUAAACUCUUUAUUAAUAAAAUAUGAUGUGCCUUAUUGAAACCUUUUUACUUCCACCAAUCAGCUCAGAGAUUCGCUCUGUUCACGAA